GAAUGACGUCAGCUGCCCGGUUCUUCCAAACUCGACGUGAGACAGCCUACUGUCAACCUCGGAAGGCUGAGGGCCGUGUUGAUAAUCUUGAAACUUUUCUCACCGUACAACAAUAGGAGAAAAACGGUACUAAACGGAGGAAAGGUUUUCUCGAAAUGCUUGUUGAGUAAUGAUACUCAACGUAAUCGACACAGUGCGUACCUCCGCAUUUGAAUGGCAAGACCUCGAGAGGAGUUUUAUUGAGUCAUUCGCCUCUAUAUCAAGAAAGAGCCGAGCACAUUAUUUACAAGAGCUGCUAGCUGACUGCAGUCACAAAUUCGGCGCAUCGACCGAGUUGCCUAUUACCGCUAUCGUAGAAAUUGGCGGCAGAAUCGAUGGAGUUAGCGCUCAUGUACAGGGCAUGUUCCCAGUAUCGAUGCGGACUUACCUCCGCAUGAGUAGGGCCGAGGACAACAGGCGAACCUUUGGAACAUGCGAACAGCAAGAACAGCAAGUCCCAAGGCAACGGAUCCUCGACUCAUCAAUACCUCACUUCCCGAACAAUGUCCCAACACAUUGGAUCACGGUCUUGGAAGAUCACAAUGGCAUCGACUCGCUAUCUUCGACAUCCCUAGGUUCACUGAUCGGCACUUUCCAAAAGCUUGAUUAGCCGCCCCUUUGCUUGUUCCGACAAGCUCGACCAAGCAAUGCGGGGUAAAUGCGCGCUAGUCCGUGUAUCGCCCACCC
Messenger RNA from Alternaria alternata, 726 nucleotides. RefSeq lists its product as hypothetical. NCBI's taxonomy places the organism in Eukaryota, Fungi, Ascomycota, Dothideomycetes, Pleosporales, Pleosporaceae. Bases 170 to 649 code for a protein of 159 amino acids. The transcript has 2 exons. The record is from RefSeq and is a predicted model, not a curated record.